UGUGCAUGGGAUCAGUCAGUAGAGGUUGGGAUUAGGCUUCGGCACUGUUAGUGCCAAGCACUUGCCUUCCCUCCACACCAGUUCUGAUGCUCUGGGACGGGGCACACCGUGGCAGGUCUCCAGAGAUUUUGGGUUUCCUUACAGUGUGUUUCCUCACUACCUGACUGCCCAUCCUCAGAUGUGGGAUGCCUCAUAGAGCCCAGCAGGGGCUUUGGGGCCUUUGUUGUGUUUUUUUUUUCUUUCACUGUUCGACUUCCUUUUGAAUGGGGUUGACACUUUCUAAUGUGGGGGGCAAGAGGGAAGUGUAUCCAGUCCACUUGAUGGCAGAUGCACUGUGAGUGAUUUCUCACCAGCUCCCGGAGCACCGAGCUUACUCUUUCUGCCGUUGGGUAAAUUUAAACUUGGAGUCCGCUGCUCUGAGCGAUUUCCCAGGUUGCUGCUAGGCGGUCAGUUUUAGCUGAUUGAGGAGACAGCGGUAGUUGGUACUGGGGAGGUACUUGGGAGGGAGAAUGAGGCAGGCGGAGAAGAAGAGGGGGCUUCGGGUAUGAAUGGUAGGACAGGGCAAGAGAGAGGAGGGGGUUAGAGAAUGGGAGAAGAAGGGAGAAGAAGGGCACAAAUGGGAGAGCCCGAGGAACGUGGUGGAAACAUGCAGUUGUACCCACACUGACCUAAAAUAGCUUCAUCCCCUUGCCUGGGCCCUGUGGCCCGGGCCAGGCUGCGUCGGUGGCUACUAUGACCUCCCCGCUCCUCACCCCUCGCACUGGGGGCUGCUGCACAGACAGUUUGUCAUGAAAAUUGAUGGCAUGCAGGUGCAUGUGCCUGAGCUCUGUAAGGCAUGGGGGGCGGUGGGGGUGGCAGGUUUUAACUUUGGGAAUUACAUUUCUCUAAUUGUCUCUACUAGCCCUCUCUGGACUAGACAGAUUUUGGAGAGAAUUGCCACAGAAUUUAACCAGUUACAGUUUCAUGCUGUUCAGAGCAAAGGCAUGCCUCUUCGGGACAAACGUAUAGCCCACAUUACGGCCAUGCUGCAGCAGGCCCUGGGAGGCCUGCUGCUAGAAGGGCUUCAGACUUCCAAUGUGGAUAUCAUACGGCACUGCCUCCAGACUUACGCUACAAUUGACAAGACACGGGAUGCAGAGGCGUUAGUUGGUCAAGUACUGGUGAAACCGUACAUGGAUGAGGUGAUUGUAGAGCAGAUUGUUGAGUCUCAUCCGGACGGCCUGAAGAUCAUGUAUGCUAAUAAGCUCCUGGAGUUCGUUCCUCACCACUGCCGCCUUCUUCGAGAGGUCACAGGAGGAGCCAUCUCAAGCCCUCAGCUGUCCCACCUGCCCAGAGCUCUGCAGCCUUCCUGAGUCUCUCAUGGCUUCUCAUCACCCACAGAAGAGCAUCCAGUCUUCCUGGCGCAACCUGUGACCGUUGGUGCUUGAGUCCUAGUGGUUCUCCUCUGUAGAACUUUUUACUGUGGAACUUUCCCCCAUACCACUAUGGUUCCUGGCCAGACAGGAGUGCUUGACCUUCCCUAACACACCUGGUACAGAAGAUCCCUGACUUCACCUUGGUUCAGUUUAUGGUUUUUUGACUUUUUAUAAUAGUGCAGAAGUGAUAUGCAUUUAGUUUGGAUCUUUUCCCAGGCUGGCGAUCUACAGUAGGGUCCUCUUUUGUAAUGCUGGGCAGGGGCAGCAAGCACAGCCCCCAGGCAAACCACGUGAUCACGAGGGUCAGCAACCAACACACUUGAACUGUCCUGUUCUAGCUUUCAGUGCAGUGUUCAGUAAGUUACAUGAGAUACCAGACGCUUUAUUGUGAAAUAGGCUUUGUGUUAGAGAAUGUUGCCCAACUGUGCAAUACUGUAAGUGUUCUCAAGACAUUUAAGUUUGGCGGGGCUAAGCUCUGAUGUUCAGUCGCUUAGGUGUUUUCCAUGCAUUUUCAACUAAAGAGAUUUCCAGCUGAACAAUGGGUUUAUUAGAAGCCGAGGCCGUCAUAAGCCAAGGAACAUCUGUCUAUACUGUGCGCUUCUGUGUUUUCCUUCAUUGCUUCCUGUCUCAUAUCCCUUUGUCUUUCUGUUGAUCUGUCACUCCACAUGAAGCUCCAGUCAAAUAAAACUUCUUUUUUUUUUAAGGUUAUUUAUUUAUUUACUUAUUAGAGAAAGCAUAAGCAGAGGGGGAGGCAAAGAGUGAAGCAGGCUCCCCACUGAGCAGGGAGCCCAAUGUGGGACUCGAUCCCAGGACCCUGAGAUCAUGACCUGAGCCACCCAAGCGCCCCCAGGCUAUGGUUAUUUCAAGAAAAAGUCCUAUUUGUGAAUUCUUCAUCUAGUGAAGAUGAAUUAAAAUCAGAAAGUCAACUCUGCCACCUUUAAAAACCCAGGAACAGAAAAAAAUUCCACGAGCAGGUAUAACCCUAUCCACAAUAAAUCACUUUCAAUCCAGUCCUGAAAACUAAUACAGAGUAGGAAGAAAGCAUUACAGAAAAAUUUUGUUUUCAUUAAUCAAGCUGGAAAAUAACGGGCCUUACAUGAAUGCCCUUUAGGAAGACAGUUCUUAUAGUUUUAUGUUGAUGGAAACUAACAUUACAUUCGAAAUGCAUGUUAAAACCAUGACUGUAGAUUAACUACCACU
Molecule: messenger RNA, 2615 nt
Organism: Mustela lutreola (European mink)
Lineage: Eukaryota; Metazoa; Chordata; Mammalia; Carnivora; Mustelidae
Product: conserved oligomeric Golgi complex subunit 2-like
Exons: 4
Coding region: 789-1352 (187 amino acids)
Biological process (GO): intra-Golgi vesicle-mediated transport; protein transport; Golgi organization
Cellular component (GO): membrane; COG complex
Source: RefSeq, a predicted model, not a curated record